Plasmodium fragile is the source of this 657-nucleotide messenger RNA. RefSeq lists its product as uncharacterized. Gene Ontology annotation, cellular component: ribosome. Gene Ontology annotation, biological process: translation. Bases 1 to 657 code for a protein of 218 amino acids. Gene Ontology annotation, molecular function: structural constituent of ribosome. Lineage: Eukaryota; Apicomplexa; Aconoidasida; Haemosporida; Plasmodiidae. The transcript has 9 exons. The record is from RefSeq and is a predicted model, not a curated record.
AUGGUGGACAGACGCCUACAUUGCCUUUUUGCUGUACUUUGCUUCUUAACCCUUUCGCGCAUCUCCUUGUGUAAAGCAGUGGCUGGAGGUUUCUGCUCGUUCAACAAUGACUUAAUUCGGGAAAGACACAAUGAUUUGAGGCUGAAGCAUAGGGCCGAUCCGUUGCACUGGAGCACACAGUUGGAAAAGGAGGCAACCGCUGAAGCCAAACUGAUAAAGGAGAUCUCCAAUUGCACUGUCAUGGUGAACCAAAUAAACACAAAUUACUUUACCAUUUCGCCCAAUAGCAAAAUUGAAUCAGCCGUGGAUACAUGGUAUGAAGGCAUUAACAACUAUGACUUUGAGUUAGGGCCCAUUCGUCGGGGGGACGAUACCGUUUUUGAAUUCACCAGAGUUGUAUGGAAGAGCGCCGAGCAUAUUGGUUGCUCCAGUGCCUGCUGCGGUAACAGGGGAAUUUUAAUUUGUAAAUAUGAUAGUCACACGAAUCAGCCAGCCAAUGUUCGUUUGGGAAAACUUCACACUCGAGCCAGAACAAAGACGAACAGCCACCGCGUGUGCUCGAACAGACAUGCCAUAAUCAGAAAGUACAACAUCAACAUAUGCAGACAGUGCUUCCGAGAAAGGGCCGACAUUAUUGGAUUUAAGAAGUAUAGGUAA